Laetiporus sulphureus 93-53 is the source of this 599-nucleotide messenger RNA. RefSeq lists its product as uncharacterized. The coding region runs from base 311 to 520 and encodes 69 amino acids. NCBI's taxonomy places the organism in Eukaryota, Fungi, Basidiomycota, Agaricomycetes, Polyporales, Laetiporaceae. The record is from RefSeq and is a predicted model, not a curated record. The transcript is spliced from 2 exons.
GCGAUCACUGAGGCUAUCGAUACUGUCGGUGUGCGUUCGCACUGCUCGACUUUAUUCGUUUCAGCCGUCAGCGGUGCUUCCCGUCGGUCAGUCUUUGUAUUAACCGAGGAGCUGGAGGCUUUUGUUGUUGUGCUAGGAUCUCGUUCGAUGCUUGCUCUGCAUUAUGGUGCUUUAUAUCGGUGCGAGGUCAAAAGGACCGGUUUCACAUCCAUUUGGAGUUAACGCGUAUACACAACAUCGACGUUGGACGAGGACAACGUUCAUUGGAUGGGCUGUGUAGUGCGUGGAAAGCUCAUUGAUGUUCAUUGUCAUGCCCCCCUACACUUCCGUCUUCGACUUUCCUUGCGAUGGGCUUCACCACAUUGGUGUGACUUCCGCUGAAUCGUCUGUAUCUGGAUGGCUGCUCGAACGAUUCCCUUUAGUUAAUCAACCAUGCCCUCUUACGAUGCCACCAGUUCACCUUGUCGGUGAUGGAGCUGCCCCAGGUGGCAACAAUUCUUCUGCGAUUGCGGGUGUUUGAACCUCUUUUUCGAUACCACUCGCACGCACUCACCGGAUGACACUGCCAUGUCUUGGCAUAUGGGCGACGCACUCUGUUG